This is a messenger RNA of Ruditapes philippinarum (Manila clam), 644 nucleotides long. RefSeq lists its product as uncharacterized. NCBI's taxonomy places the organism in Eukaryota, Metazoa, Mollusca, Bivalvia, Venerida, Veneridae. The transcript has 3 exons. The record is from RefSeq and is a predicted model, not a curated record. The coding region runs from base 1 to 444 and encodes 147 amino acids.
AUGAAUGUGGAAAGCAGUGCCGAAUUAGAACGUCGUUUGUCAGUUUUAGCAAGAAGAAAUUCAUUCAAGUAUGAAUCAGAACCGAUUGUCGAUUACGCAAAUUUUGCAAUAAAAACGCUGGGUGUUAGCAAUGGAACAGCAAUUCUUGAAGGAAAUACCUUAAAUCAAUCUGUGGAAAUAAUCUACUGUGAAUUUAAUAUAAAUUUUGGUGUUAAAACAGCAUCUGAAGGAUUAGCAACCUGGAAGAGAGAAGCAGAAGCUGUGUUUAAUUCCAGAAAGUCCGGAAGUGCCAUAGAAAUCUUCAAAACAUUAGGCGAGAGAACGGUUCACCUCAUGACCGAGAUGACUGCCUCAUCGUUGGACGAGAUCCUAUUUCUUGUUCCCUUUGCUCAAGAAAUACCCAAUACAUUGGGAACAAGGUGCAAAGUGGCCCGAAAAUUUUGAUUAAAAUAGAUUUACAAUUCAGUGAAAAAAAAUUAAAAUGUUUUAUCCGUACAAACGUGUAAAGAUAAAAAGUAAUAGAGGCGAACUUUAAAGAACAUUUCAUUUUAUAGAUGAGCAUGUGCUAGUAAUUGUGAUUAUGUUUGAAUAAAUACAAGUAUUUGGAGGACGUGGAUGCAUAUUAUAAAAGGAUUGUCAUAAAU